AAGUGGUUUAGGGAGUAAAACACAGUAAAGGAAGUGGUUUAGGGAGUAAAACGCAGUAAAACACAGUAAAGGAAGUGGUUUAGGGAGUAAAACACAGUAAAGGAAGUGGUUUAGGGAGUAAAACGCAGUAAAGGAAGUGGUUUAGGGAGUAAAACACAGUAAAGGAAGUGGUUUAGGGAGUAAAACACAGUAAAGGAAGUGGUUUAGGGAGUAAAACGCAGUAAAAUUGUAGAUCUAUAAAGGUAUAAAACCAUUAAGGAGCAUUUUUUGGCAAAGCAGCAGAGAUUGGCAGAACUCCGGCGCGGCCAUGGCCUCCUUCCCCGGUUCGUGUAAGGCUGUCGGGGCCGCCGAGGACCAGAACCUGGACCUGAACCUGAAUCUGGACCAGGACCUGGACCUGGACCUGCAGGACCAGAACCAGGACCUGGACCUGGACGGGUCCCUGCAGCAGAUGCUGAAGGCCAUCGGGGACGAGCGGAACCGGCUGAGUGGCCGGCAGGAGGUCAGCGGUAUCGGCUGCUUCAAGGACGACCGUAUCGUGUUCUGGACCUGGAUGUUCUCCACCUACUUCAUGGAGAAGUUGUCCCCCCGUCAGGACGACAUGCUGUUCUACGUCCGGCGGAGGCUCCGCCCCCCCCAGGUGUACGGGGGCGUGGACGACGGAGAGGGACGGAAGGUGGAGGUGGAGGUCUACAGGAGAGACUCCAAGAAGCUGCCGGGACUCGGAGACCCCGACAUCGACUGGGAGGAGAGUGUUUACCUGAACCUGAUCCUGCAGAAGCUGGACUACGUGGUCACAUGUGCCGUCUGCACGCGCUCAGACGCAGGAGACAUCCACAUCCACAAGAAGAAGAGUCAGGAAGUGUUUGCGUCGCCCAGCAAACACGCCAUGGACAGCAAGGGGGAGGAGUCCAAGAUGAGCUACCCCAACAUCUUCUUCAUGAUCGACAACUUCGAGGAGGUGUUCCGGGACAUGACGGUGGGCGAGGGGGAGAUGGUCUGUGUGGAGCUGGUGGCGAGUGACAAGGCCAACUCCUUCCAGGGCGUCAUCUUCCAGGGCUCCAUCCGCUACGAGGCGCUGAAGAAGGUGUACGACAACCGGGUCAGCGUCGCUGCUAAGAUGGCCCAGAAAAUGUCGUUCGGCUUCUACAAGUACAACAACAUGGAGUUUGUGCGGAUGAAGGGCCCGCAGGGGAAGGGCCACGCAGAGAUGGCUGUUAGCCGCGUCCCCACGGGCGACACGUCGCCCUGCGGCACCGAGGAGGACCAGGCGUCGCCCGUGCACGAGAGGGUGACGUCGUUCAGCACUCCGCCCACCCCGGAGAGGAACCGGCCCUCCUUCUUCUCUCCGUCACUCAGGAGGAAAGUUCCCCGGAACCGGAUCGCCGAGAUGAAGAAAUCUCACUCGGCUAACGACAGUGAGGAGUUUUUCAGGGAGGAGGAGGACGAAGAUCUUCACGGCACCACCAACCUCCGCUCACGCUCGCUGUCCGGAACCGGCCGGUCCCUGGUGGGGUCGUGGCUGAAGCUGAACCGGGCCGAGGAUUAUUUCCUGCUGUACUCCCACCUGACCUACGUCACGCUGCCGCUGCACCGCAUCACCACAGACAUCCUGGAGGUGCGGCAGAAACCCAUCCUGAUGACAUAGCAGGCCCCGCCCCCCCAGCACCAAGUGCCUCCAUCAUCAGGCCCGCGGCGCGGCGGCGGCUACGUUAGCCGGCGGCGGCGCUGGUACCUACAUUAGCCGGAACCGGCGGCGCGUCCAGGCGGAGGCCGACGCCCACUUCAGGAGACGACCGCCCGAUCCAACACCAGCCGUUUCGAGAAGUGCCUCCUCCUCAGUUCCUGCCGUGUUUUCCGGGUCGUCUCCACGGCGACGGGCCCGGCCCUGGGGUCACAUGACCCCUGAACUCUGACCCCUGAACUCUGAUCCCGGACAGACGGGGUGAAAGAAUGUUUCAUGUAAAUAAUCCUGCUGCUUUUACUCACGGAGACGCCUCCGCCGCUCUGCUUUAACCCGCCUGG
Messenger RNA from Cololabis saira (Pacific saury), 2025 nucleotides. Its product is annotated as kiaa0930. The transcript is spliced from 9 exons. NCBI's taxonomy places the organism in Eukaryota, Metazoa, Chordata, Actinopteri, Beloniformes, Belonidae. The coding region runs from base 308 to 1648 and encodes 446 amino acids. The record is from RefSeq and is a predicted model, not a curated record.